AUGAAAUUUUUAAUCCUCACAUCAGAUGUCAACCAACCAUACGUGAUUCCAAAUGUAUCACCAGUGUCGUCACCAAAUUUAGAACCAAUCAAUGGUAACAACGAGCACAAAGACUUCGCUGUUGAUAGACGGAUGUCUGUUAUUCACAUACACUAG
Messenger RNA from Lodderomyces parapsilosis, 156 nucleotides. RefSeq lists its product as uncharacterized. The transcript has a single exon. The record is from RefSeq and is a predicted model, not a curated record. Bases 1 to 156 code for a protein of 51 amino acids. Lineage: Eukaryota; Fungi; Ascomycota; Pichiomycetes; Serinales; Debaryomycetaceae.